GUUUGAGAGAGCCAUGAUGGACAAUCACAAUAAUUUUGUUUACAGUUUAAUCAUACUAUGUGUAUUUGUAGGCGUUUUACACAGUACACAGAUACAUAAAAGAAUAGAAAUAAAGGCGCUUCUACCACACCACACAGCUGACGAAUGCGAUAUCACACCAUUGCUUCAGUCCUCUGUAGGUAGUAAGGCGAGGUGUAACAAAUUUGUUGGCAGAUAUGUCGACGGGUCAUUCGCCAAAAACCUCACGGUAUGUCAGGUGACGAAAAAUGUAACUGUUUCGCAAUAUCAGUGUGUUGAAGGCUCGUGGAAACUUACAACAGGAACAGGUGAUACUUAA
Messenger RNA from Mercenaria mercenaria, 337 nucleotides. RefSeq lists its product as uncharacterized. The record is from RefSeq and is a predicted model, not a curated record. The transcript has 2 exons. Bases 14 to 337 code for a protein of 107 amino acids. Lineage: Eukaryota; Metazoa; Mollusca; Bivalvia; Venerida; Veneridae.